This is a messenger RNA of Meloidogyne enterolobii, 1167 nucleotides long. NCBI's taxonomy places the organism in Eukaryota, Metazoa, Nematoda, Chromadorea, Rhabditida, Meloidogynidae. The record is from the annotation of a GenBank genome assembly.
CGAAAUUUAGCAAGUGCUUUAGACACUAACCCUAUUCGGGUUGUUGAUAAUGUUAGUGUUGCACUUGAUUUUGUUGAAAGGUAAAAAUUGUGUUUUCCGGAAAGAAAAAUAAAAAAAAUAAAAUUUAAAAAAUUAAAAGAGGAAGUUUUAUUUUACCAACAAAACAGUACAGUUUAGCCUAUCAGUUGAGUAAAGAACGCUGUGAUUUAUUUUAUUUUGAAGAUGUAUUUCUUUAAUGAUUUUAAUACCGGAAAAAUCCCAAAUUGUAUAAAAUCGGAUGGAGUUAAUGGAGGGGGAUUAGCUACUUCUACUUCGUCGUCUUCUGGAGGGGAGGAUGAUAAUUAUGGAGAGAGUUUUUCGAAGCAAUUUAGUUCAAAUAGUGCUAGAGAUGCUUCUCGUUCUUUAGACAUUUUUGCAACAUUUGGAAUUUUUCUUAUCGCCCUUCUUGGAUUUGGACUUGCUUUUAUCGCAUUUAUUUUUGAAUUAAUUAUUCAUUCAAAAUCACAAAGAAUUCUCAGAAAAUGGAGAACCCGUCGAGCACUUAUUAUGGGGAAUCCUACUAUGCCUAUUAAUUUAAUGUUAAUUGCUAGGGGAUUUAAUGAAGCUAGACAACAACAGCAACAAAGAGCUUAUAAAUUUGGAGUAUCAACUUCCCUUUCUUCUACUGUUGCUGUUGAAAGAAAUGAAUUGUUAAUGAUUCCGGCAGAUUUGCUAAAUGCUAAGAAAGCUCCUCCCCGGUUAUCUAAAACUGUUGGUAGAAGUUGGUGGCGUCAUAAAGUUCGAGAAGGACAUUUAAACAAAAAUAAUAAUUCAACAUUUUCAAACACAAAUAGUUGCGGGGAUGGUGGGGGUAAUAAUAGUGUUGCCGAUAGUUGGGAUCGUCAACGAUCAGUUAUUUCAGCCCUCACCUUAGCUGCGAUUUCAAUACAAAAUGAGGAAAAACAAAAGAAGGAUAAAAUUGUGAUAAAUGAAGAAAAUAAAGAAGAAAAUGAGAUUGAAUUGAGAAAUCGAAAAGAAAGAAAAGAAAAUAGUAAUAAAGUUGCAACACAAAUACUGAAAUGUGGAAAUUGGGCGGUACUUACAAAUAAGAGUGAUGAUGUUAGUAUUAAAAAUGCUGAUGAAUAUUAUGAUUGUUCAGAACGUAAGUGGGCAAGAACUGCAUUUUGA